Eucalyptus grandis is the source of this 1414-nucleotide messenger RNA. RefSeq names its product uridylate kinase. The record is from RefSeq and is a predicted model, not a curated record. NCBI's taxonomy places the organism in Eukaryota, Viridiplantae, Streptophyta, Magnoliopsida, Myrtales, Myrtaceae. Bases 32 to 1045 code for a protein of 337 amino acids. The transcript has 7 exons. Gene Ontology annotation, biological process: UDP biosynthetic process. Gene Ontology annotation, molecular function: UMP kinase activity. Gene Ontology annotation, cellular component: cytoplasm.
CGUCCGUUCGGUGGUUCGUUCAUCGUACCGAAUGGCGUCCUCGGCGUCCUUCAUUCAUUCCGUCUCCUUCAACGCCAUCGCCUCUUCUACUCCGUCUCCGGCGCCUUCUCCUUCGCCGUGCUGGAGCCCUACGAGGACCCAUUACAGAAUUCCGGUGACGGGUCGUCGGAGCUCUCGGCAGCGGUUGUGGGUUCAGUGUUCUUCGUUGGAGUCAAACCCGGAGCAUAUGAAUUCAAGGCAACCUCAUAUAUCUUCUCUGGGUCCUUUUGGAGUGUCAAUGAGGGAAUCAAGCAUGGCCAAACCCUCAUUCAGAUGGCGAAGGGUGUUGCUUAAAGUGAGUGGAGAAGCACUUGCAGGUGAUCAUGCUCAAAACAUUGAUCCAAAGGUCACAAUGUCUAUAGCAAGGGAGGUCGCAGCUGUCACUCGGCUGGGCAUUGAGGUUGCAAUUGUGGUUGGCGGUGGCAAUAUCUUUCGCGGAUCCUCCUGGGCAGGAUGUAGUGGCCUUGAUCGUUCAUCGGCAGAUUAUAUUGGGAUGUUAGCAACUGUCAUGAAUGCUAUAUUUCUUCAAGCAACAAUGGAGAGCAUUGGCAUUCCCACCCGUGUCCAGACUGCAUUUAGGAUGUCUGAGGUUGCAGAGCCAUAUAUACGUCGAAGGGCUGUGAGGCAUUUGGAGAAAGGGAGGGUUGUGAUUUUUGCAGCAGGAACUGGAAACCCAUUUUUCACCACGGACACUGCAGCAGCCCUUCGCUGUGCAGAGAUUAAUGCGGAGGUGGUCUUGAAAGCUACGAAUGUCAAUGGAGUUUAUGAUGACGAUCCUAAGCGCAACCCAAAUGCCCAUCUUCUUGAUACACUAACUUAUCACGAGGUUACCUCAAAGGACCUCUCGGUAAUGGAUAUGACUGCCAUUACGUUAUGCCAAGAAAACAAUAUUCCUGUCGUCGUCUUUAAUCUAUCCGAACCGGGCAACAUUUCAAAAGCAAUAAAAGGGGAGAGGGUGGGUACUCUGAUUGGGUCGACAUGGAAUACACCAGUCGGUAUGUCAUAAAGUAAUGAGUCAAAUUGCUGGUUAGUGGCUUUUCAAGAUGAAGUCAAGAUUUUGCACUUUAGAUGUUUUUGUUACCUAAAUAGUAAUUGGAUGUUCUGAGCAUCAAACGGAUUAUGGAACGUGCGGAAGGCUGGGAGGGGAAGUACGAUCUCAACUCAAGUUCACUGGCAUUUUGCAUUUUAUCAGAGCUUUUUCUUGAAGUGUGUCAGUUGUAAAUAAUUCCUUUAUUUGCUGACUAAAUUUUUUUUAUUCGAACUGGAUUUUUUACUUGCAAAAACCUUCGUAGAUAAUGUUCAAGUCAAUUAUCAUCUGUCCUAUACAUCCACAACUAGAUUAUCAGUCUACAGGGAGACUUAAACUUUAGUACCU